AUUCGCCGCCACCGAUGUCGAUGCCGUGUUUUCACUCAAUACGUUUUCGACACUCCGCGUGAGGUCUGUCAAAUCGAGACCUCGCGGAUUUUCCCCCUCCGAAUUUAUAGUGGUGCAAGAAACGAUGUCGGGGUUCCGGUGGUCAACCGACAAUUUUGAUGAGCCGGAGCCUAUAUCAAACAGGCCGGACCUGAUCUGGGGGGUAGUUAUAGCGUGUUUGAUAUUUUCGUGGGUUUGCGUUUGUCUUCGAUUAUAUGUGCGACUCAGGGUCGUCCGCGCACCUGGUUGGGAUGAUUUAUGUGUGGUACUCUAUCUAUUUAUGGUCACGGCUGGGUCGAUAGCAGUAUGCUGUGCAGUAACAUUUGGACUCGGCAAGCAUUUUUUACAGCUCGAGGAAUGGCAGGGGAAAAGCUUUCUAAAGACCUUCUACAUUGCAAACGCCACAUACGUAACCGCAACAGCGCUAAUUAAAGAGGCGCUCUUAUUACAAUAUCUCCGAGUUUUCGAGCGAGCGGUAAUACUCCGCCGAUUCCUAAUUUUCCUGGUCGUGUUCACGGCGCUCUGGGGCAUUGCAUAUUCUUUUUUGGCCUGGGCGCCGUGCAUUCCUGUUCACGACUUUUGGAAUGGUGGAGGCCCAUUAUGUUAUGGAUACGGCUCGCAAUAUAUCCGACCUUUCGUCGCCACAUUCGAGAGCCAUGCCGCAUCUAAUAUGGUACUGGACAUUCUGGUACUAGUCAUCCCACUACCGUUAUUGUUUAAAGACGGCACAACCAACUGCGCCCGCGUACGGGUGGUCGGUCUCAUUUCUAUGGGCAUCUUCGUUUUGGUAUUUGCAGUUUGGAGAUUAAUAACGAUUAUCGACCAUCAAGUGGCAUCUUGGCCGACCCGAGAUCCGACCUGGUACGGCCCGAUCAGCAUCAUCUUAGCAGUCCUUGAAAUCGAUGCCGCUAGCGUUUGCGCGAGCGUCCCUAUCUUUUGGCCAGUCAUCAGUAGCAUGAACUGGGGGAAAAUAUUUGUGACGCAGGAAGUUAAUAUUACGAGGGAGACACGAUACAUGGAGGACGACGAGGACGAACUAACGAGGGACACCACGCACAGCAGGACGGGUAGUGAGGCGGAGUUAGGUGAAAGUGGGAGGAAAGGCGCAAGGAAUAAAGGGAUGUAUUACCAAGAUUCGUACGUCUUAAGCCACGUAGAUCCCUUGCGAUCUUCAGCUGAGCGCGUACAUGCGAGCGCAAUAAGCGAUAUGGCGAAAAACGGUUCGAAGAAAUGGGUAAAAAUAUGAGGCAUGGUUGGAUAUAUAAUAAAACCGUUAACUGCUCACUCCCUCUUUUGCCAGAAAUCUGAUCCCCAUUGUUAUCGCCCAAUCCCACGCAGG
Messenger RNA from Hypoxylon trugodes, 1378 nucleotides. RefSeq lists its product as uncharacterized. The transcript has 4 exons. Lineage: Eukaryota; Fungi; Ascomycota; Sordariomycetes; Xylariales; Hypoxylaceae. The coding region runs from base 125 to 1285 and encodes 386 amino acids. The record is from RefSeq and is a predicted model, not a curated record.